AUGAUGUCUUCAAUUGCAAUAACUCCCAUGAAUUUGAACAAUGGACGUGAGGGCUGCUAUUACGCUGCAAGUCCAUUAACUAAGCCAUACUUUUCAAUGCCAAAUAGAAUGUUAAUGACACCUGAAACUGCUGAAACGAAAAUUCAAGCGCCGUCCGCCAGGACAGUCCCAACUAAGUCGAAAUCCCUGUCCGAACUCAAUGUAGCGGUGCCGGUCACUUGUGUGGAUCUGGAGGAUACGGACGCUGCAAUACUGGACCAAGUGGUAACCACGAACACGGUCAAAACUGGAAGCCGAUCUUUUAUCAUGUCUUCAAUAAUUACAUUGAACGACAUGGAUUUGGACGAGGCCAAGAGUCGUGAGAGUUUUUACGCUGCAAGUCGACUGACCAAAGUCAAUUUUUCCAUGGCAAAUAUUAUGUCGAUGACAUCCGAAACGACAAUCCAAGUUCUGUCCGCCACGAUUAAUCCCAAUGGAGUUGAAAACCCUGACCGAAUUAAAUUUAGAGAUGUCGGUCACCUGUGUGAAACUGCGGGAUACAGAUGCUGCAAAAACGGACCAGGUGGUAACCAUGAACACGGACAAAUCUAUAAGGGGCGAUCAUUUUGGAAACGUACUAAAAAAUUCUUCAGGCUGCUCGUAGUUCCGAGCAAUUGCUGUUGUGCCAUUGUAGAUGCUGCUAUAUAA
Macrosiphum euphorbiae (potato aphid) is the source of this 687-nucleotide messenger RNA. The record is from the annotation of a GenBank genome assembly. NCBI's taxonomy places the organism in Eukaryota, Metazoa, Arthropoda, Insecta, Hemiptera, Aphididae.